GUCGUCUGCAAGUGCCAUGUUGUCUAGAAUUGUAACCUAACUUGUCAUUCAAGAUGUGCCAAUUUUUUUAUUUAAAUAAAGAAGAUUUAUCGUUAUACACUAUAUUUUGAGGCGAUUUAAAUGGCAAAUGUGGAAGGCUCCUCUGAUAGCAACAUACAAGAAUACCUACCGACUACUGGCCUGGUUCACAAUGAAGAGAUUAAAGAGCUAAUUUUCUGCAAGCCGAAACUGAUGCCAUUGAAAUCAGUCACACUUGAGAAGUUGGAAAGAAUGCAAAAAGAAGCCGACCAGAAACUGAAAGAGCAACAACGUCUACCGACUGCAGCUCCUCUACCAACAUUUCAAAGCUAGAUACCAUCUGAUAACUUAUAUUUUAGAAAAUAUUUAAACACAAACAUGACGUUGACACCGUUGAUUACGGAAGUUGUGGUAACAUUUUGCUUGGCAGCAUGCUUGCUUUACCGUUACGGUAAUUGGCAUCAGCAUAAUGUGCUGGUUACCAUUGCUGUGUUGAUAGCAUGGUACUUCUCUCUUCUGAUCAUAUUUGUUCUACCGUUGGAUGUAUCAUCGACUGUAUUCAGACAAUGCAUCCAGGCGAACGUGCAUCCAGACUACACCCUCCUAGCAAAUGGAUCUGCUGCACCCUUGAUCCUUUGCGAAGAGCCGUGGAGCUUUGUGCCCGAAAACGUUCUGCCCAAUCUUUGGAGAAUCGUUUACUGGUCCUCUCAAUUUUUAACUUGGCUCGUGUUACCAUUGAUGCAGUCCUAUGCCAAAGCCGGAGAAUUUACAUUCCAAGGAAAACUGAAAUCAGCAUUGGUUGAUAACACAAUAUACUACGGAUCUUAUCUAUUCAUAUGCAUCAUGCUUCUCAUAUAUCUAGCUGUUAAACCAGGAGUACUUCUAGAUGGGCAAAAGCUGAAAGCAAUCGCUUCAUCAGCCAGCAACACGUGGGGUCUAUUCCUGCUGGUGUUGCUUCUUGGCUAUUCACUGGUUGAGGUGCCUAGAACAUUCUGGAAUGCCAGCUCCCGGGUUCACACCCUCAACCACGCCUACUUUAAAGCUUCGAAAUUGUCUUCUGAUAAGAGCGAGUCUGAAGAAUGUUUGGAUGACGUGCUUGAAGCCGUGCAAUCAUAUGCUUGUUGCAUUAGACCCGGCGAUCCUCUGUAUGGGCAACUGGAAACCAUAAUGCACAAAAUACCUCGAGAUUUGAGGCAGGGCAUGAAACGUCGACAGAGAAACAUGGAGGAUGCCAUGGAUGUACCAUCAAUCAAAGGUCUAAUUCGACUACACAAGAAGCUCAUCAAAGCUUUGCAAAUCUAUAGACGCUGUGAAACGCAAUGGGAUUUGCUAGUAGAAAGGAUUAUCUUUCUAGAUGAUGUGACCAGAAAUCAAGUUAGCCGAGAUCACAAAUUCAAGCCUUCGUUUCCUCCUUCACGCCCCAACUGGCUGAAUGUUAUCUAUACGCCUACCAUUGAAUGGUAUUGGCGCUGUCAGAUCCAAUGCUACCUACUCCGCACGGCAGCUAUAAUUUCGGCCAUCUUGUCAGCAGCUGUUGUCUGGUCAGAGGUGACAUUCUUCAACAAGGAGCCUGUUUUGUCAAUUUUCGCCCAGCUUUUCAACUGGUCCAAGGAACACUACGAUUACUUCACUAUUGAGAUUAUGUCUACAAUAAUCAUAGCAUAUUUAUGCUACUGCGCCUACUCGACUGUUUUGAAAAUACGAGUUCUCAAUUACUACUACUUGGCUCCACACCACCAGACUGAUGAGCACAGCCUACUGUUCUCUGGCAUGAUGUUAUGUCGUCUAACUCCUCCACUCUGUCUCAAUUUUCUCGGACUUAUUCACAUGGAUAGUCAUAUAAUUAAAAGUCAUAUUAUGGAGACUUACUAUACCCAGGUGAUGGGUCACAUGGACGUUGUUUCGAUAAUCUCGGAUGGAUUCAACAUCUACUUUCCGAUGGCAAUACUGGCGUUCUGCUUCACCACUUACUUCAACAUAGGCUCUCGGCUGCUCUCUUUUAUCGGCUUUCAACAGUUUCUCGAUGACGAUGAAGUUACCACUGAUUUAAUUGAAGAAGGCCGAGAACUUGUCAAUAGAGAAAAAAGACGACGGCAGCGCUGUGAGGAAACUGCAGGAAGGAGAAGACAAUACCAAGAGCGUUUUAGAAAUUCAACUGCACUUUCUAACGAGGGGAGAUCAAUAAUUCGGGAAGACUCUUCAAGGUCAAACCUGCUUGCAGCUGCUGAACCGAUCGACUCUUACCAGAGCAACCUGGAAGAAGGGCCAGAGUUCAAUCUGGCCAGAAUAGGCCAGCCUCCCAGGGGUCUGUUCGACGAUAUAUAAACAUUAUUCAUUUCAUUUUAAACAUUCAAAGUGAGAACGAUUUAAUCAGGAUUGUGAUUGUAGUUUCAUUUUAGAGGUAAAUCUAAAUAAUACAUUCCGUAAUCUAUAAGAAAUGUUUUUGUGUCUAUUGUAGUGUAAUAUUUGUAUAUUGUAAUAUAAAUUCAGGGUAUUAUAUUAUUAUAAAUUUUUAUUACAAAUUUUAUUAAUUUUUAAGAGCCAUAUUAUGUUUAGGAUACGAUUCCAUUCCGUUCGUUCAUGGUUGGUUUUUUUACUGUAUAUUGAUUAUUUUGUACCUUAUCACUGGAAUUAUUAUUGCAUUAUUAGAAAUGAUAUGAUCAUUCGAUUGAAAAAUGUAAAAAUGAAAAAUCUAUACUUUUAAUGUUCUAAUAAACUUUGAAUAAGCGAAUUUAGUUUCUAAUUUAUAAAAAAGUUUUAUAUUGAGCUAUUAUAAGGGGAAUGUGGAAGAAUUAUUACAAUAUUUCCAACUUACUCAGAUUUUUUGUUAAGAAUACUUUUUUAGAAUCUUUUUUGGAAUCAUUACUCAAUCCGAAGGUACAAUUUUUGUACAAUGAGUAUAUGUUCAAUCAAUACAAAUAGAAAAUUCAUUUUAAAUAUUUUUUUAGGAAUUAUAGUUGACUGCUGGUCAAUAUAAAUUUAUUUCAGUCAUAGAAUACAAUUAUGAAUUCUCGACUGUCAGUUAGUUAUUUAAAUGAUAACUUUUGAGCAUUUGAAUGGAAAUUAUCGUCUUCUUAUAUGAGGGAAAGACCAAUCAGAAAUCAACGAUAUUAUCCAACAAUAAUGAUUAUUAUUACCUUAUAAAAUAUACUUUUUUUAUACUAAAUGACUUAGUAUUUGCAUUUUGUAUUUUAUGAAUCUAUUCAACACGAGACUUAUACCAAAGCCCAAACAGUGUAACGUGCAUUUGUCAAUUUAAUUUAUAUCAAUUGAAAAAAAUAAUUAGCAAUUCUUUAUUCUUUAUAAAUUUUAAAUUUAUUGAUUUAUUAUUAUGAUACUGCAGAUAUUCGAAGAAACUUCUAAUAACACAAUGAUAAAAAGUAGGAUUGAAGCAAAACAUUAUGCAAGGAAUAUUAUAGCCAUUUCACAUUAAUGUUAAAUUAGAAAUAUUCAAUAAUUUAGAGAGAUAAGUUUCACGUACUGUAUAUACUGUAAUACAGAUCACUAGGCAAGUUUCUAAAAUAUGUUAAAAAUAUAUUAGUAAUAUAUGAUUAUUGAUUUUUAACCAUUCAAUAACAUAAGUUUAAUGUCAUUUAUGACCCUAGUCCAAUUACCAAGAUUAGUUUGUAGACAAAACAGGUAUUAUUUGAAAUAUAUUUUCUUUAAAACCUUAACAAUUAUGUUGAAUCAAAUUCAAAUGAUGGUAGAAUCUAUUUGAAGAUUAACUAAAUAAUUUUCUAUAAUUUUAUUUAAGUUGGUUUAGCAUUUAUUUAAUUAGUAUUAGUAUUAAUUGUUGUAGUAUUGAAUUAGUUUUCAUAUUAUAAAACUGAUAAUAAAAUCAUGGAUAAAUAGUCGGUUGCCAUUUCUUAUCGUUAGGAUAUCCAUUCAUAUUUUUUAUACUAUCAGUAGAUUUAUUAAGGUUUGAAUACUUUUUUGCUUCAAUGUGAAAAAUGAGAAGAACUU
This is a messenger RNA of Nilaparvata lugens (brown planthopper), 3981 nucleotides long. Its product is annotated as LMBR1 domain-containing protein 2 homolog. The transcript is spliced from 13 exons. The record is from RefSeq and is a predicted model, not a curated record. Gene Ontology annotation, cellular component: membrane. Lineage: Eukaryota; Metazoa; Arthropoda; Insecta; Hemiptera; Delphacidae. Bases 397 to 2343 code for a protein of 648 amino acids.